AUGGCCGCAACACAGCAGAGCAGGAGCAGGAGCAGCGCCGCCGCCGCCGCCAAGGCUGCUGCUUGCUCCCGGCCGGCCGUUGCUCCCGUUGAUGAGGCCGUCGACGAGGAGCACGGCGGCCACCGCCGCCAGCAGGGAGGUGGAGCGCAGGAGGAGCCCGAGAAGAAGCCGGAGCUCCGGCGUGGCCCGUGGACCGUAGACGAGGACCUCACCCUCGUCAACUACAUCGCCGACAACGGCGAGGGCCGCUGGAACAACCUCGCCCGCGCCGCCGGUCUGAAGCGGACGGGCAAGAGCUGCCGGCUGCGGUGGCUCAACUACCUCCGGCCCGACGUGAAGCGCGGCAACUUCAGCGCCGACGAGCAGCUGCUCAUCCUCGACCUCCACACACGCUGGGGCAACCGGUGGUCCAAGAUCGCGCAGCACCUGCCGGGGAGGACGGACAACGAGAUCAAGAACUACUGGAGGACCCGGGUGCAGAAGCACGCCAAGCAGCUCAACUGCGACGCCAACAGCAAGCGCUUCAAGGACGCCAUGCGCUACCUCUGGAUGCCACACCUCGUCGACAUCGACAUCGCCGCUGCUGCGGCCGACGACCACCACCUACGCCUCCUCCACCACCAGCAGCAAGCUGCGGCCGCCGGCGCUGGCAACGACCUCGCUGGUGGCUACGCUGCCGCCGGCGCCGCUGACGUCCAGCUGCAUGCGCUGUCGUCGGGCAUGGCGGCGAUGACGACGACUACGUCGUCGUCCGACUCGCUCGCGUCGGAGUCGUACGAGGACGGCGGCGGCCUCUUCGCGAACGUGCUCGCCGGCGAGAUGUUGAUGAACGGCGGAGAUUGGGCGGCGCAGGAGGCCAACCACCAGGGGCUGUGGCCGUCGUCUGAUCAUGAUCUGUCGGCCGUGCAGGUACAGGCUACUACCGGUGGGCAGUUUCAGGACCCGGAGCUCAGUGGAUGGGUGCAAGGCUUCUCCGAGAGCAUUACCGACAACUUUUGGGCCUUGGAGGAAAUUUGGAAGAUGCAAUGA
This is a messenger RNA of Miscanthus lutarioriparius, 1029 nucleotides long. The record is from the annotation of a GenBank genome assembly. NCBI's taxonomy places the organism in Eukaryota, Viridiplantae, Streptophyta, Magnoliopsida, Poales, Poaceae.